AAGGGUGGUAGUGAUGGUGGUAGAGGGUGGUAGUGAUGGUGGUAGAGGGUGGUAGUGAUGGUGGUAGAGGGUGGUAGUGUUAAUGGUAGAGAGUGGUAGUGAUGGUGGUAGAGAUAAUCUCUCCUCCCUCUCCCCUCCUUGCUGUCUUCCAUAUGCCAAUAAAGCAUAUAACUCUGUUAGGACACUUAGGAUGUCAAAGGAAAAGAAAAGUCAUCUCUCCCUCAAGACUGUAGCCAUUAAUCUGGCUGCAGGAGGAUCUGCAGGCUUUACCGAAAUAUGCAUCAUGCAUCCUCUGGAUGUGGUUAAAACCAGGUUCCAAAUUCAGACUACGGGUGUUCCAGGUGACCCAAACUACUACACCUCAGUGUUUGACUGCAUGCGCAAGAUGGCUAAGAGUGAAGGUCUAUUAUCUCUCUAUAAAGGUGUCUUGCCACCUGUGUUGGUUGAGACACCAAAGAGAGCUGUUAAGUUCCUUACAUUUGAAAUCUACAAACAACUGUGUGGAACUCCAACACCAGCGACAUUUUUUUUAGCUGGAUUGGGAUCAGGAACAACUGAAGCAAUUCUUGUCAAUCCUUUUGAAGUUGUUAAAGUAGCACAACAAGCAAAUAGGGCACAGCACAAAGUUUCACCCAGCACUUGGGCAGUAGCACGAGAGAUUGUCAAGACUCAAGGAUUAGGAUUUAAAGGCCUUAAUAAAGGAGUUACUGCAACCAUUGGUAGAAAUGGCCUCUUCAAUAUGAUGUAUUUUGGUGUAUUUCAUACAGUGAACUCUAGAAUAACUCAGCCUAAGGAGAAAUGGCAACAAAAUCUUCAGAAAUUCUUCAUUGGCUUAGUGGCUGGUGUGCUUGGAUGUUUCAUCAAUAUUCCUUUUGACGUGGCCAAAAGUCGCAUUCAAGGGCCACAACCAGUUCCUGGAGAGAUCAAGUACAAGACUACAUUUGGCUCCAUUUUACUUGUUUACAGAGAAGAAGGAUUUUGUGCUUUAUACAAAGGUAUGGUGCCCAAGGUGUUGAGGUUAGGACCUGGUGCUGGAAUCAUGAUGAUUGUAUAUGAAAAUGUCCACAAUUAUCUUUCCAAGAAAUUCCCUGAUGAUUAGAAAUGCUCUAUUGCAAAUAUUAUUAAAGUGAGAAGUGUGCAGUGCCUGUACUCUAAAGGAUAGGUGCAGAUGUUGAUCUUUGGAAAGUAAUUUGGGGGAUACGAUGUUCAUGCUCUUUAGUAAGGCAACAGUUGUGCAAGCUGUGGUGAACUUGUUUAUUUCUUGGGUCAUUAUACUAAGUGGUGAGGGUGAUGGCCCCAGACUCAGUUAGAUUUUGGUGAGAAAUGACCAGUGUGGCAGUAGAAAAAUCUUAAAAUGCCUCUUGACAAAUUAGCAAAACUACACUAGUGCUUGUCACUGUUUUGUCAUGCACUAAUACUCCAUAUAUUUCAUGGAAAUCUGAAAUUUCAUAAAAUUCCCAAGCAAUAAAUGAAUGCUUGUCUGCUCAAUAUUAGAUAGGCAAGUGAAGUUUAGUAUUUAAUCCAUGUCUUCAAGCAAACUAACUACUAUAUUUACAGUUGUUCAUGGGGUUUGCAUGGGUUGGGUCAUUUGCAAAAGAAAAUUGUUUUGUGUACUCUAUUUAAAGAGUAAAUGUAACAUAGCCACCUACUUAGUUUCUACUUUGUGGUAGGUAAAAGAAAUUAUUAAAAUAUGGCACAAGUUUACAAACUUUAUUAUAUCAGAAAUGUAUGUAUUCUAAAUAUAAUUAUAAUAACACGCGGUGUAACAGGUUUAUCUUGCUGCUUUUACUUUGCACUUAGGUUACACUACACAUGCAUGUAUGUACACACAUCUAUAUUUAGACACCCAUCUAGGUUUUCUAUUUUCUUAGUAGGUCUUGUUCUUCUUUAUUUCUUCUUAUCUCCAUGGGGAAGUGGAAACCAAUUCUUCCUCUGUAAACUGUGCAUGUUGUAAGAGGAAACUAAAAUGCCAGGAACAAGAGGCUAGUAACCCUUGUAUAUAUUACUAAAUUUAAAAAGAAAAACUUUCCUCAGGUCACCUUGCCUUUGUGGGAUAUGGCUGGAUUAUUGAAAAACAAAAUUACAAUACUAGUUCUCCUUUGCACUUCAGCUUUCCUGGAGAGAUGGCUUGUAUAGAUUCUUUCUCAAUGGUUUAUGACAUUUAGAUGCUAAAGAUGGUUGAUGAAAUCCCUGUAUCAUUUGCUGAAUACAGUAUUUCUGAAUGCUGGUUCUGAUACAGCAUAACAAAAGGCAUUGCAGUUGGUAACACCAAGAAACAGGAGUAAGCAUAUACAAAUGAGACAAGAGAAAGAAUGAAAGAAUAAAAAAAACAGAAGAGCAUAAGUACAGUAUCUUAAAUGAAGAGUCAGAAAAGCAGAAUGAUUCAUUAAAUGUCUUAUAUGAGGCUGGAGUUUUUUUUUUUUUUAUCAUAAAUCAUUGUCACAUAUCAAUUGUAACCAUCAAAACAAUCACUAAUUAGCAAAAGCACUCACUUCUGAUUUGGUCAACUACCUCAUGUUUUAAAUACUGUAUAUCUAAAUAAUCAGGUACAGGUUCCUUACCCCCCCCCCCCCCCUCUCACUUUAUGCAAAUUUACUAUUAUAUUAGUAUACCUUCCACAUGCAAUCAUUGUGGUUUGCAAAAUAUAUUGAAAAUUCCUAUUAUCUGAUUGAGCUUGGUAGAGCUAUCAUGGGAUUGGAAUGCAGCCACUGCAUAAAGCUAAGGGCACCUGUACUUACAAAAUAUAUUUUUAUAACUACCAGUACAAGAAUAAUGAUGUAUAGAAUAAUGAUUAUUCUAUACAUCUUCAGCACCUAAAUGGAACCACAGCAUAAUAUUGUAAAGAGAAACAGUUCACACACAAGCUUUUUGACUGGUAAUGAGCAAAAUGUCCUACACGUGUAAUACUUGAUAAAUGACAACCGUUGACAGCAUAAUAAUUUUAUCUUCAGAAAAAGAUUCAAUACCAUUUCUUAAGAUAAUGAUACAAAAAUGUGAAAUUUGAUGGAAAACUUACAGGAUUACACAGAUGCAAAGUUGGUAGUCUAGGCACAGUUUACACGUCAGCAAUUUCAUCCACUUGAGUCCAAUUUUAAGCCAGUUCUAAUUCUCAUUUUGACCUAAUUUCUAUCUGUUUUGCUAGUAUGCCUUCUGUUCUGUCAAAUGAGCACAAGAAACCAUCCAUUCGACUAUCAGAACUACCCUAUAAUGUUCACAGGUGGUAAUGUGGCCAAAUUUAAACAAAAUUUAAAUUUAUAAAAGCCCAAGAUAAGCACUGUAGACACUCCACCCAGUAAAGCAACCUUUCCUCUGUUCAUUAAUUACAUUCCCAGGACUCUCCUUUAUAACACUUGCCCUUUUUUAAAUCCAUGAUCACCGGAAAAAUCCCUAUUUCUUAGAUAAUAAAAUAUACCCAAGAAUGAUUGAUCAUGGUUAAGGCCAUCCCAGUAAUAACAACAGACCAGUAAAACCAUACAAAACAGACCUGGGGGCUAGGGAGUUGCUACCCUGGCACUUUGAGCCGUAUGUCAAGUUAUACAAAUGAGGUCAGAGGUUUGCAUUUUUCUCUCAUGCACUGCUGUUAAUUUUAUAGUUGUUUACUUUUUUGUUUAGCAACCUCACAGGUCUUGAAUACCAUGUGUACUGAUAACUUGCCACCACCUUUAGUAGCUCUUCAGUUGUUGUUAUUGUCAGGGGGGAAAUAAUCACCUCACAUGGGAUUUAAUAAUAUGUAAUCAGCUCAGCAGUUCAAGUUAUGUUUUAAUUUAAGUGUUUUGCAGCAAGUAUAGUAAUUGACACAUUUAUAUUGGUAAUAAGAUUUGAAAGUAAUUAAUAACAUUCAGCAGAAUUCAUUUGCGUACUGUAUCCAAUUAUUUCUUAAUACAAUAGCAAUAAUAAUAAUUUAAAAAAAAUAAGAAUCUCCAAAAUUAUUUCAUGAUUUGCUCAAGAAUUACGUAUUCUAGUUUCUUCAUCACAGUGAGACAUUAAAUGUGGAAAACACAAACAAAUUUGAAAAAUUACAAGAAAAAAGUGAAAGCAGAACCUAAAAAACAGAAGAUAGUAGCAGAGAUAGUAAGAUUAUUAUUGCUUAAGGAAACUGUACAAUGAUCUUUCACAUUCCAUGUGGCACCCAGUGUUACUCUGCAGACUUAUCAUUUUGUACUGACCAUUCAGUGUCUCUUGAUAAGUUUGUUUAUUCAUCAGAAAGGAUGCCAACCUUAUUUCAGACACCUCAAACCCCUUUCUGCUGAUACCCCUCCCUCAACACCACCUCUCCUUAACCAUCUCUGCCAUGUAGUACUGAAUGACUCAAAAUGUGUGUGACUGGUAUUGAGGUUUCUUCCCUGGCAUUCUGGCUGCUGUGAAUAUAAUAAUGCUUGACAUUCCACCAUUUGCAGAUUGUCAUAAGAGGAAAUAAAAAUCGUAAAAUAUUACUUAUUGCAUGGCUAAAACAUUUUCCACCCAUUAAUAAAAAAUAAAGUAAGGUUGAUAUAAAUACAGUGUAGCACUGAAGGGAUGAUGACAUGUUUGAAUUUUUAAAAAACUUGGAAAAUUAUUUUUUCAUUGCAUUAUAAAGGAUUAAUGAAUUUUUAUUAAUAAGAAAGAUUUUCCUUUUUAAGGUACCUAAAACAUACUAAUGUAACUGGUGUGAAUGGUAGUAUAUAAUAAUUCACCCUAAAUAACUGAAUAUUCAGUGAUGAAUUAUAAACUUUGGAUCAAACAAUUAGACUCCAUUUUAUACACGUGCAGACAGAGGGCUGAUAUUUAUAUAAAGAACAGAUAGGGCCAUAUUAUCGAGAUUUGCCUGACAAACAAUAUUUUUAAAUUAAAAAUAUUGUUCAUUUGGCAUACUACAUUAAAAACUUAGUUUGUUCUAUUUGACUAGAUAUGGUUGAAUUACUAAAAAUAUGCCUUUUAUUAUUUUUUAUGCACCUUACAACCAAUAAUAGUUUAUUUCAGUUCCUAGUACAUGAAUGGUACAAUAAAUUGAAAGUACAUGUAUAUAGUAUGCAUAGCCUUUCAGGAAAACUUUAGCAGGAUCAUCACAUCAUAAAGAUACUUGGUCUAAACAACCCCCAAUUUAUGUUAGUAAAUUAUAUAAAUCCUAGGUAGUAGAUUGGUAGACAGCGACCUCCCAGGAGGGUACUACCAUCCUCCCAAAUGAGUGUAAAAUGGAAACCUGUAAUUGUUUUACAUGGUGGAUUGCUGGUGUUCUUUUUUUUUCUGUCUCAUAAACAUGCAAGAUUUUAGGUACAUCUUGCUACUUCUAUUUAGGUCACACUACACAUACACGUACAGGCAUAUAUAUAUACACACACCCCUCUGGGUUUUUUCUAUUUUCUUUCUAGUACUUGUUUAUUUCCUCUUAUCUCCAUGGGGAAGUGGAACAGAAUUCUUCCUCUGUAAGCCAUGCGUGUUGUAAGAGGCGCCUAAAAUGUCAGGAGCAAGGGGCUAGUAACCCCUUCUCCUGUAUAAAUUACUAAAUUUAAAAAGAGAAACUUUCGUUUUUCUUUUUUGGGCCACCCUGCCUCGGUGGGAUACAGCCGUUUUGUUGAAAGAAGAAAGAUAUAUAUAUACACACCCCUCUGAAUUUUCUUCUAUUUUCUUGUUGUUCUUGUUUAUUUCCUCUUAUCUCCAUGGGGAAGUGGAACAGAAUUCUUCCUCCAUAAGUCAUGCGUGUCAUAAGAGGUGAUUAAAAUGCCAGGAGCAAGGGGCUAGUAACCUCUUCUCCUGUAUACAUUACUAAAGUUGCAAUAAGAUCACAGUAAACAGGUGAUAUCAGAAUAUGCAAAACAACCUGUGAAAGAAUAGCAAAAUUCCAAGUGCUUUCAUGACUUCUCACAUUAUCAAGGAACUAUACUUCCCUGAUAAUGUGAAAAGUCACAAAAGGACUUGGAAUUUCACCAUUCUUUCAGUGGUUGUUUUGCAUUACUAAAGUUAAAAAGAGAAACUAUUGUUUUUUAAUUUUGGGUCACCCUGCUUCAGUGGGAUAUGGCCAGUUUGAAGAAAGAAGAUAAAUUAUAUAAAUAUAAAUACUGUAUUAUACUGAAUCUUGAUGUCAUUUAUACAUACAGACUACUACUACUAAUAUAAUAUAAGCACUAAACUCAUAAGAGUCUUUCAGCACAUAUGGACUGCUAAGAAUGUUAACACAGUACUAAUAAUUGUUUUACACGAUGGUAGGAUUGCUGGUAUCUUCACUGUCUCAUAAACAUGCAAGAUAACACAAUACAUCUUGCUACUUCUACUUACUUUUAGGUUACACUACAAAUGCAUGCACACGUAAAUGAAUAUACCCCCAUCUGAGUUUUCUUCUAUUUUCCUUAAUAGUUCUUAUAUAUUUUCCUUUCAUCUCUAUGAAGAAAUGGAAAAGAAUCUAACCUCUGUAGGCAGCGCAUGUCGUAAACAGCAACUAAAGUGCUAGGAGAAAUGGGCUAGUAACCCUUUCUCCUGUAUAAAUUACUAAAAAUAAGAAUAAAUGGCCAGUGUGUUAAAAAAAAUUUAUACAGUAUCAUCCUAAGUACCAAAACUCAUAAACAUACUAAGAAUAAUACACAAAUUACCAACCUUUCACAACCUGCUAAAUACUGAAAUACAGUGCAUACCAUCUCAUUGUUACAGCUCUCAUAUUUUAUCCUACUCUACAUAUAAUAUUCAUAAUAGAUUUUGGGACUUUGUUUAUCUUUUGUUAAUAUAAAGUUGUAUAUACGUAUAUAUAAAAAUAGUAAUUAUAUAUAUAAUUGUUAUAAUUUUUAAGUUUACUCUGUUAUGCACAUCUGUAAAUGUAUUUUAAAUAAAUCUUUCAUAACACA
Molecule: messenger RNA, 6812 nt
Organism: Cherax quadricarinatus
Lineage: Eukaryota; Metazoa; Arthropoda; Malacostraca; Decapoda; Parastacidae
Product: mitochondrial 2-oxodicarboxylate carrier
Source: RefSeq, a predicted model, not a curated record